AUGUGCGAAUUGCGGCCAGAACUCAACGGCAAGAUGCACUGGCUGCAGGGACGCGCCGGAACACCAGCCCGGGAUUCUGUCGACGUUUUCUACUGUGGUCGUGAUUGUCAGGCAGGCCACUGGCCAAGGCACAAGGCCCAUUGCCAGAACAUGAGGAAACGAAGAAAGUUACUGCGAGCAGCAAACUUACUCAAGCUUGCUCUUUUAACCUACAGGGAGGUUGCUUUCGACGUUGACCUGAACAAGAUCGAAUUUCAGGACGGGUUACUCCGUCUUCACCAAAACCAAACUGCCAGACCUAAACGUCGCCUUUUUCCUAGCCGCAUCACUACCAGCACUGAACACAAAGAGGCGGCCCUUGCGAAUAAUCAGUGUACAACGGCGAUGGCACUUCUAGGUCGCCUUACCCGAAAGCUUCUUGCAGUAGGGACAGCAUCUGUCAUCGAAUUUAUGGACCUUCACAUUGGCAAGCCGAUAUUUCGGACACAGCUGACACCGGGUCUGGACACUAGCCAUUGCCCACACACGGUGUUGAGGGUGAGGCAACUAUUCACCGGCGAGAACUGGAUUAUCGACACAACUGGCUGCCAGUAUGGAUUCAGGGAUGUUCUCAUCCCGUACGAGAAAUACCUCGAAGAGAAGGCAUGUCGAAUUAUUGCGGAGCCUGCUACUUACGACGCAGUCGAAACGAAAGACCUCGAUUACUUCUCAACUCUUGAGUUUAUGAACAAGACCCAAGCGCAGAAAAAGGCGAGGGAGGUGGAGAGGCGAGCCCGGUUACACUUCGCUGCCUUCGUUGAUACACGUGUCAACAAUACUAUUCUUGACGGUUCCGCCGGGCACUUUAGAGAUACAGCCGAUAGGCACGAAGCCAUAUCCGGCCGCAUCACGGUCACAGAAGAGAGGAUAUCCUGGAAGAGCCGCAUGAGUACUCUCGCCAGUAUCAUUGGGGAGCCGUAG
Molecule: messenger RNA, 960 nt
Organism: Scedosporium apiospermum
Lineage: Eukaryota; Fungi; Ascomycota; Sordariomycetes; Microascales; Microascaceae
Exons: 3
Coding region: 1-960 (319 amino acids)
Source: RefSeq, a predicted model, not a curated record